Cylicocyclus nassatus is the source of this 213-nucleotide messenger RNA. The record is from the annotation of a GenBank genome assembly. Lineage: Eukaryota; Metazoa; Nematoda; Chromadorea; Rhabditida; Strongylidae.
AUGGAAUUAUUUUUUGAGGCAGGAGUUUAUAAAGGCAUUGCGGUUCUCAAAUAUCUUGCCUCUGUGAAUCACACUGUGCCACCAGUAUCGAAGUCCAAAUUUUUGUGGGAUGAGGAUCGUCGACACUACGGACAGUUCUACAACACUGAUUUAAUACUUUUACAUCCAGUCAAACCUAGUUCACUCAGCAUUGCACGGAAUCGCAAGAAGUGA